Messenger RNA from Physeter macrocephalus (sperm whale), 3239 nucleotides. It is a transcript of the gene NFYB, whose product is annotated as nuclear transcription factor Y subunit beta. The record is from RefSeq and is a predicted model, not a curated record. Gene Ontology annotation, cellular component: nucleus; CCAAT-binding factor complex. Bases 1030 to 1647 code for a protein of 205 amino acids. NCBI's taxonomy places the organism in Eukaryota, Metazoa, Chordata, Mammalia, Artiodactyla, Physeteridae. Gene Ontology annotation, biological process: regulation of transcription by RNA polymerase II. Gene Ontology annotation, molecular function: protein heterodimerization activity; DNA-binding transcription activator activity, RNA polymerase II-specific; RNA polymerase II cis-regulatory region sequence-specific DNA binding. The transcript has 7 exons.
AAUAUUUGUUCACUGGCUUACAAUCUACAAUCUAUUUUGUAGAUUUUCAUAGGAAGUUUUAGACCUAGAAAAAGCCUUUGGGAUGUAUCUAGCAAGUUACCCCCCUCAUUUCUUAUAUAUAUAUAUAUAGGAGGAUAGCUAGCAUAUUGUAAGCAUCAAAGAUGAGGCUAGCUUGUUGAAUGGAAGAUUCUAAGAGCCUUGGGGAUUCCAAGAUGGGAACACUGAUUCUUGGCUUACAGAAUAGGGUAAAUCAGAAAGAUUUCAGGAGGAUGGGUGAACACUGGGAUUAAAGUACGGGGCAGGAUUUUAAUGGUAGAAAGAUAGAAGAGAGGAAGACAGGAGUGGUGAAAUGACAGAAAAGCUAAAACUUGCAGAACCAAAGAUGCAUACAGCUAAGCAGAUGACAUGUGGCUUAUCUUCAAAGGAGGGAGGGUGAGAUCUGACAUCUCCUGAGUACACUAUGUGCCAAACUCUGUCCUUAGCAGGUUUUUAGUCUUUAUUUAAUUCCAACAACUCUAUGAAAUACUUUCAGGCUAUCGUGGACAUUGAUUUAGCAAAGGAUUUCUGUAACUGCCUCCAACCCCCCUUCCCAAAAAAACAAACUGUAUUUGUUUCUUAGUUGUAGGCUUUUAACCACUUUGGGCCUGUCUCCUGCACCUUGAUCUUCCCUAGGGCACUGUAAAAACCAAUCCAUUCACAGCUAUCCUAAUUGACCUCUUUUUCAUGGCUAAUAAAUCCAUCAUCAUAUCUAUUAAAGUCAACCCUCCUGGUAUCUUUAUAGCAUUUUAGGGUCAAAAUAGCAUUUUAUAUUUGGAAAAUGCUUCAUACAUAUAUUAGCUGUUUAAGAUGGGGAAGGUGAAAUUAUUAUUUCCAUUUUAUAUAGAAAUACAUUUAACCGGUAGGGAUGCUUGUUUUCAGGGAUCAGUAAGAGAGUCUAAAUCAGAGCUCACUGACUGUUGUUUACCUUCUCUUAGAGGGCACUAAGAAGCAUCAUAAAUAGGUACCCUGUACUUGCACAAAUUAUUAAAAAUGGAUGGUGACAGUUCCACCACAGAUGCUUCUCAACUAGGAAUUUCUGCAGACUAUAUUGGAGGAAGUCAUUAUGUUAUACAGCCUCAUGAUGAUACUGAGGACAGCAUGAAUGAUCAUGAAGACACAAAUGGUUCAAAAGAAAGUUUUAGAGAACAAGAUAUAUAUCUUCCAAUUGCAAAUGUUGCAAGGAUAAUGAAAAAUGCCAUACCUCAAACGGGAAAGAUUGCAAAGGAUGCCAAAGAAUGUGUUCAAGAAUGUGUAAGUGAGUUCAUCAGCUUUAUAACAUCUGAAGCAAGUGAAAGAUGCCAUCAAGAGAAACGGAAGACAAUCAAUGGAGAAGAUAUUCUCUUUGCCAUGUCUACCUUAGGCUUCGACAGUUAUGUAGAACCUCUGAAAUUAUACCUUCAGAAGUUCAGAGAGGCUAUGAAAGGAGAGAAAGGAAUUGGUGGAGCAGUCACAGCUACAGAUGGACUAAGUGAAGAGCUUACAGAGGAGGCAUUUACUAACCAGUUACCAGCUGGCUUAAUAACUGCAGAUGGUCAGCAACAAAAUGUUAUGGUUUACACAACAUCAUAUCAACAGAUUUCUGGUGUUCAACAAAUUCAGUUUUCAUGAUCCGAAGAAAUGAUGGACUGGAGAGUGUAGAGAACUGAGUCUGUAUGAUUCCAGAACAGAGACAUUAGAAGGAGCUGACUGGUGAAAAGAUGUCUCUUUGUAUAUUAAAUAAUUGUAAUGUAGCUUCCCAAUGCUUGACUAAUUGAGGUGUUAAUUCUGACUUGAGAAUCUUUUUCAUGAAUGAUUUUAAAGAAAAAUUUGGAUUUUAAAGGUAUUAAAAUAUUUUUGUUUUGUACGAGUUUGUUGCUCUGUAUGACUCCUGUAUGCAUUGUAUAUUGCAGUUUAUUACUGUCAGAGAUUUGUAGACAGUUUCUUAUUUUCAUAUUGAAUCAUGUUACUUUUGUAAUAAUUCAAGUAAGCAGCUGGGUUAAUUCAUGAUGUUUGCCCUUUUAAUAAAAAAUAAGGGUAGAGUUCAUUUUGAAUGCAAGUUGCCUUUAUUAUAAAUUUGAGUUUGUCUUGGUUAUAUAAUACUUUGCAUGAUAACCUAGCUAGAUUUUUAGCAUUUGCCAUAUUUAUUAACUUUUUUGUAAAACAUUCAUAGCUUAAGCAGCACCAUUUUUAAAAAAAAUGUAACUGAGACGUUAAGUGUGAAUGCAGAAGCAAAUAUUGUCGGCCCUGUUCAAGUUGGUGCCCCUUAACAGUGUUUACACUGUUCAUGGUGCCUAUUAAGAUAGUUUUAGUUUAUUGGAGCUUUUGUUAAGACUAGAUUUGUUUUUGAGUUACAUUAUUAUGAGUGUUGGAAUUCAUUUAAGUUUAACGUAGUCCCAGUGCUCUUGAAAUGGUGCCCCUUUCAUUUUGUAUAUGAUUUUUCCAAAGGCAUAUCUUCAAAUACUAUAUAGUAUCCUCUUCCAGAAGAGGAAUUUCAUAGUCUGAUGGUAAAUGUCCUCAUUUUACCUUUUUAAUUGAAAUGUCAAGUUUCCUAUUGUGCUAUGGGAACCAAGAAAUGUCAGACAUCAUUGUGUGUAUACAGAGCUUUUUUGCAUGGGUGAGUGAAUGAAGAACAGAGUUAGUGCUGUGAAUGGUGCGAAAGAGAAACCGCCAGCUUCUAGUGUGCUGUCUUGAUCUUUGCAAUAAACUAAAUUUAGAUAAUGUAACUUUGUAUAAUUUACUAGUAUUGUACUUGGGUUGUUCCUUUUUUAAAGUGAGGAUUUGUAUUUUCUCACCUAUUCUUUUUGGUGAUAAUUAACUUGAGUCUUUUUUUUUUUUUUUUUUUUUUUUUUAAAUCAACAAUUGCUCUUGUAUAGUUUGCCUAAAAGGCACUUAGAGUGAAUGUCAUCUUGGAAGGACACUCAAAUUUAUAAUGGAGAAGCAAUUUCCUAGAUACAGGCUGGACAGAAACGUUUACUUUGCCAGAAGGAGCUUUUGCGGGCACAACUGGGAUAAUCUGAAGUUAAUAACUCCCUCACUACCUUCCCAUUUAAAAAAUAAUCUUCAUUACAGAAAAUUCAAACGGGCAAAAAAGGGUGGUUAAGCAAAACCAACCAUCAUCCUACUAUGUUAAAAACAACCAAUGUUAAUAUUUUGGUAAAUAUGAUUUGUCCUUUUACUUUGCUAAAUAUGUAUAUUUUUAUAAAAAUGGGCUCAUACUUGCA